GAUAGAUGUUUGUUGCGUGACUGAUUUCAGAGGGCUCCCACAUCUUGGUGACCCUGACGUGAUGUUCGUGACGGACAGCUAGAGACCCCCGAGCAGGGGUGCCCUGAUCCCUCUUGCAGCGGUUGCGACCGGGCGUUCGAGAGAGACGCGUGUGGCCACAGUUCGACCGGUGAGUCGGAGCCCUUGAGGCUGUAGCUGUUAAAGCUGUUUAUUUGCAAGAUGGGAGGCUCCGUUUCUGCUUUAGAAAAAGCGACGGUGGAUUCAUUGAUGUCGUUAGCGAAGAAAAAGGGAGAGACUUUUAAUCGCUCGCAGCUUGUAGACUUGUUGUAUUGGGCUAAACGCCGAGGGUUUUUGAAGGACACUGUAGAUAUUUUUGCGGAAAGGACUUGGCAAGCGGUGGGUGCUGAUCUAUGGGAGGCUAUACAGACGGGGAACAAGGAGGCAAAGACGCUAGCUUCUACAUAUAGACAGCUGCGUCAGCUAAUUGAACGAUUGGGAGCUGAAGCGGAGGUUGGGUUGGCAGCGCAGACUCUGGUGUCACCGGCAGCGGAGAAGCUUUCGCUUUCUCCCGAACCACUUCCUCCUGUAACAGAGCCGCAGUCACUGUCAUCAGACUCAUCUACGUCUGGUCCAUCAUCCUUUGAUCGACUGCCUGAUCCUCCGCCUGUGUAUGUUGCUGCACCGGCACAAAAGGGUCCUUAUGAUGACCUUAUUCCCCCAUGGGAGCCUCCUCCUCCUGCCGCUCCCGCUGCUCCUGCUGCUCCUACUUCUGCUGUUUCCCCCGCUCCCUCCGCCCCACCUGCGGAUCCCAAAUCUUCCUCUACCAAUCCCUUUUUGCAACCCUUUCCCGACCCUGCUUCGGUGCCUUUGCCAGAUGAUAUGGACAUUGAUGUGGGUCCGGAUGCUUCUUCUACCCUACAUAUGCAACUAGCUGAGCUAACAAAGGCAAUGGUACAGCUCUUAGCCGAAAUGAAACGGUUAGACAAGGGCUCCUCUUCACAAGCGGUGCAAAAGGCAUACCGGCAGGCUCAUGAUGCCAUUGUCUCCGGAUUAAAGACUCUGGAAGAUAAUUCCCAGCCUUUAUUAACUGCUCAGCAAAUGGAUAGACGCAGGCGGGCUUUGCAGACGAUAUAUGAUCAUGCCUUUGAUUUGGACACUGCUCAACAUUUCCUGAAAACUAAGCAGCUCCCAGUACUCUCUCCCAAGGAGGCAGAGAGAUGGAUAAGGCAGCCAGAGCCUCCUCCUUCUGAAGGACUGGUUGAGAACUUUGCAAGAUGGUUGAAGGAUAAGGGGGAUGUAAAAAAUGCAGGGGGAGCAGAAGAUCAUGGUAAAAACGAGUGUGGGGGUAAGGUUUCAGGACCCUCUGCGGAUCCAUCCUUUAACAUGGUUAAAAGAUGGAAAGGUAUUGUAACUAAUGCUGAAUUAACAGGUGAUUUUCAAUUUGUUACUGCCCCGGUGGUUGCAGCCCCGAUUAUACGAGAUGCCAGUGGAAAUCAUUAUCAACCAUUAAAUUGGAACCUUAUUGCUAAAGUACAAAAAUCAGUGAUAGAUUAUGGCGUAGACAACUGCUUAGUGCGUAGGCAGGUGGAAGCAGUAUUGAAAUACCAAGAAUUGGUACCUGCUGACAUUAAGACAAUAUUUGAGCUCAUUCUUGGACCUACCAGUUAUAUGUUAUUUCUCAAUAAAUGGCAAGAAAGAUUGGCGAAUAAACAAUUGGAGAAUUUACAUUUGCCAGAUGGUGAUCCACUUCGAUAUGCAGAUUUGGAUAUGCUUAUGGGUCAAGGUCAGUUUCUGGACCCUGAGAGGCAGGCAAUGUUGCAUGUCCGUAUAUUGGCUCAAAGUAAGGCAGCAGCCCUAGAAGCCUUUUCGUUGCUUCCUCAAGUGGGCAAAUCGCGGCAACCAUACUUACAAAUCCGUCAAGACGAAAAUGAAGCCUUUUUGAAAUUUGUUGAUAGAGUUAAAGAGGGAGUGGAAUCGGCCCCUGAUAUUCCUCAUACCGUAAAAGAUACCAUACUUAAAGAGAUAAUUUUACAAAAUGCCAAUAUGACAUGUAAACGCUUGUUGGCCACAUUGCAUCCAGACGUGACCAUUUUGCAAAUGAUUGAGAUUUGUUCCAGGGCCCCUAUGGAGUCAGAAAAGGAAAGAGCGUGCAUUCACACUUCCGCCUUAGCUGCUGCACUGACUAAGGCUAAUGCAGCUAAAGCACCCAGCAAUAAGGCUCCAUCAGAUGCAUGUUACAAUUGUGGACACCGUGGACACACCCGAAAACAUUGCCCCUUAAGGCUGCAGAAGCAGCGUGCAACUGCUACUGUACCUGCGGAUUCUGUUUUUGCGUGAGUUUGUCGUCGGUGUGAUAAGUUUGGUCACAAAGCCAGUGAGUGUCGCUCUCCAUUUAAGCGUGAUGGAACUCCCCUACCGGGAAACGAGAGCCGCGUGGGGGGCGCGGCGAUAUCU
Messenger RNA from Ficedula albicollis (Collared flycatcher), 2454 nucleotides. RefSeq lists its product as uncharacterized. The record is from RefSeq and is a predicted model, not a curated record. Gene Ontology annotation, biological process: viral process. The transcript has 2 exons. Lineage: Eukaryota; Metazoa; Chordata; Aves; Passeriformes; Muscicapidae. The coding region runs from base 220 to 2337 and encodes 705 amino acids. Gene Ontology annotation, molecular function: zinc ion binding; nucleic acid binding.